Molecule: messenger RNA, 402 nt
Organism: Protopolystoma xenopodis
Lineage: Eukaryota; Metazoa; Platyhelminthes; Monogenea; Polystomatidea; Polystomatidae
Source: the annotation of a GenBank genome assembly
AUGCAGACCGACUAUUCUCCCCCUCUUUAUGUCUACCUUUGUCGAUUUCUUCUCAUUUUCGCCUCCAGGUUGAAGGUCCCACUGUUUAGUCGGCUCUGGCUGAUGGACCCAGCCUUGAAUGUGCCCAAGAAUCCGGGACGAAAUAACGAAUUUGAGACGAUGGUGAAAUCAAGCCUUCAGCUGAGCCAAGCCUGCCAAAGCUGGAAGGACGCCAAUCCUCAGCAGGCCAGCAAGGGUCAGCGAGAUCCUCUCCACAUGCGCUAUUCCUGUCUGCGCCAUGUCUCCCCGGAGACGUGGGUGAAACACACGCCUGAAGCAUGGCUGUCUCUGCCUUACAUGCUUGCCAAUUCUCUGCCGAGACCAGAUGAAGUUCAGGUAAACAGUCUACGGCUUCGAGAAUAA